AUGAGUAUCAAAGAAGUUCUUCACACCAACAAUGUUUGGAGCGACAAGUAUUUCGCUAUUUCUGUUGGGGUAAUCAUGGUCUUUAUAACGGUACAUCAUUGGGGAAAUGUAAUAUAUCUGAAUUAUGGCCCUCGAAAGCCAGGCCCAAUCCUACGAAGGAUCAUGCAAUAUCGUCGUGCCGGAGCGCGAUAUUUGAAGAAAGAAGUGUUAGGCAUAUCUCUGGAAAGAUGGUCUUUAUAUUCCAUAUACUGGGCUAUCAAUCUGAUUCUCGCUCUGACCAAUGUUGAUCUGACAAGUCUUAAAUAUGUUGCUAAGCGGUUUGGGUGGAUAUCCGUCACAAACUUCGUUUUGGUUGUUUUUCUUGCCCUUAAGAACACACCCUUGGCCCCUUUAUCCGGCCACUCAUAUGAGAAGCUACGGCCGUUGCACAAAACCGCUGGCUACAACUGCAUAUUCACAACCCUCCUUCACGCCUCUGUAUAUUUGAGCUCCUAUGGAAUAUCUGGUGAUCUCCAAAAUAUGCGCCAAACGGAAAACCUUGCAGGUGCGAUAGCUGGCCUGGCCAUGGUCGUCAUUGGCUUUUCAACCAUAGCUUGGUUGGCACGAAACUAUUAUGAAUUGUUCUAUAUCAUUCACAUUGUCAUGUUUCUCCUGAUCAUCAUCCUAGUCGGAAUGCAUCGACCAGAAUUCAGCAGCUCAACCCUGAGUAUCAUAAUAUUCACCGCAUGUAUAUGGUUUGCUGAUAGACUUAUUCGAAUUGCAAAGCUAUGCUGGAAUCUACCCAGAAAUCAUGCAACGAUUUACCCGAUGGCUGAUGGAGCAGUUAAAGUGAAGCUCCUUCGUCCCAUUUCAUGUAAACCCGGGUCUCAUGUAUUUCUAUGGAUGCCAUCAAUACGCUUCUUCGAAACCCAUCCUUUUACGCUUGUCAGCACAGACCCUGCCGAAUUCUUGAUUCGGAAGUAUGACGGCUACACUGGCUCUCUAUAUGAGGCAGCACAAAAUCAACCAGGGAAAGUUCUUCGAUGCUCCAUAGAUGGCGGAUACGGUCAAGUCCCUAAUUUCACGGACUUUGACCGAGUAAUUUUGGUCGCUGGUGGCAGUGGAUCUACCUUCACCUUUUCAAUUGCGCUGAACAUGAUCAAAGAAGCUACCGCUUCCAAUAUUCACAAAACGAUUGACUUUAUUUGGGCAGUCAAACGAUCGGAGUCUCUGCAAUGGUUCGAGCAAGAAAUAAAUCAGCUCCAAGAGAGUGAGCAUGUGAAUCUAUUCAUUUACGUUACUUCUGAUACAACGUCUGAUAAAAGGUCGGACUCUUCGAGCCUGGCUUCAACAGGUGCUAUUGAUGACGCGGAGAAAGGGAGAGAAGGAGUGACAGACCAGGCUAUUGGACUGCCUAGUAUCCGGUAUGGGCGACCGGAUGUGUUCAAUCUAGUUACCUAUUUCAUUUCCCAGUGUGGCUCGGAGAGUCGUGUUGGAGUAGGUGCUUGCGGUCCCACACAAAUGAUCCGGAUGACACAAAACGCUGUGUCUCAAGAAGCUAACGAUAUCGGGCCUUCAAUUACGUUUCAUACUGAAGUGAGUGACCACGCGCAAUAUUCGAAAAUCUUGACAUGA
Messenger RNA from Penicillium cosmopolitanum, 1614 nucleotides. RefSeq lists its product as uncharacterized. The record is from RefSeq and is a predicted model, not a curated record. Gene Ontology annotation, molecular function: ferric-chelate reductase activity. The transcript has 6 exons. Gene Ontology annotation, cellular component: plasma membrane. The coding region runs from base 1 to 1614 and encodes 537 amino acids. Lineage: Eukaryota; Fungi; Ascomycota; Eurotiomycetes; Eurotiales; Aspergillaceae. Gene Ontology annotation, biological process: intracellular iron ion homeostasis; copper ion import; iron ion transport.